AUGUCGCAAGCGCGGAUAUACGCGGACGUGAACGUGCAGCGGCCCAAGGAGUAUUGGGACUACGAGGCGCUCACCGUGCAGUGGGGCGACCAGGACGACUACGAGGUGGUGCGCAAGGUGGGGCGGGGCAAGUAUAGCGAGGUGUUUGAGGGGGUCAACGCGGUCAACAGCGAGAAGUGCAUCAUCAAGAUCCUCAAACCCGUCAAGAAGAAGAAGAUCAAGCGAGAAAUUAAGAUUCUGCAGAACCUGUGCGGCGGCCCCAACAUCAUCCGCCUGCUGGACAUUGUGCGCGACCCGCAGAGCAAGACGCCGUCGCUCAUCUUUGAGUUUGUGAACAACACCGACUUCAAAGUGCUCUACCCCACGCUCUCUGAUUACGACAUCCGCUACUACAUCUACGAGCUGCUCAAGGCGUUGGACUUCUGCCAUUCACAGGGCAUCAUGCACCGGGACGUGAAGCCGCACAACGUGAUGAUCGACCACGAGCAGAGGAAGCUGCGCCUCAUCGACUGGGGCCUGGCGGAGUUCUACCACCCCAACAAGGAGUACAACGUUCGGGUGGCAUCUAGGUACUUCAAGGGUCCCGAGCUGCUAGUGGACCUGCAGGAUUAUGACUACUCGCUGGACAUGUGGAGCCUUGGCUGCAUGUUCGCUGGCAUGAUAUUCCGCAAGGAGCCUUUCUUCUACGGCCACGACAACUACGACCAGCUUGUCAAAAUCGCCAAGGUGCUGGGCACGGACGAGCUGAACAGCUAUCUGGGCAAGUACAGCAUCAUGCUGGACCCGCAUCUGGAGGCGCUGGUGGGGCGGCACAGCCGCAAGCCGUGGUCCAAGUUUGUCAACAGUGACAACCAGCACCUUGUCUCCCCUGAGGCGGUGGACUUUCUGGACAAGCUGCUGCGGUACGACCACCAGGACCGACUCACAGCCAGAGAGGCCAUGGCGCAUCCGUAUUUCUACCCUGGCUGCGCCAGUGCGCGGGAAGGGGCUGAAGGCGAGUGCACGUGGAAGCGAUCGGCGGAAGGCAGCAGCAGCAGCGGGAAGGAGCGCGCGAUUGGGGUGCCGUGCGAUGGCGAGCGAGGGCGGUUCCGCCACAACCGUUUCAGCGCCCUCCACGGCCACGCAGCUUCCCGACCUCAUGACGGAGUUCAUGGUGGACAUGUCGUGCUAGAGCUGCGUCAAGAACGUUGUGCUCCCCUUACUUCUCCCUCCUUCCUCCCUUCUCUCCCUCCUUCCUCCCUUCUCUCCCCCCCUCUCCUCCUCACCCUUGGUCUCUCACAGGCCGAGUUCAUGGUGGACAUGUCGUGCCAGAGCUGCGUCACGAGCGAUGUGCUCCCCAUGUCGUCCGUAGCACCGAGUUCAUGGUGGACAUGUGCUGCCAGAGCUGCAUCAAGAACAGUGUGCUCCCCGUGCAUUCUCCUUCCCCACUUCCUCACCCCUCUCCGCCCCUCCCCUCAUGCCUAUCAGACGGAGUUCAUGGUGGACAUGUCGUGCCAGAGCUGCGUCAAGAACGUGCGGGGGAAGCUGGAGCCUCUGGAAGGUGAGUGGGAUGGGAACCAUUGGGAUGGGGCGGUGGGCGCCACCUCCCCAUGCCUCUCCUCCCUCUGGAAUGGAAGUGCCACGCUGGUCCGUCCUCCUCCCCCUUCACUUCCUUCAUCCCCCCUCUCCCUCUCUCGCCAUCUCCCACCAGGUGUCAAGCUGGUGGACAUCAGUCUGGAGUCGCAGGUGGUGCGUGUGUUGGGGAGCGCCACGCUAGCCCAGCUGGAGGAGGCGUUGAAGAAGAGCGGCCGCAAGGCGCGGCUGAUCGGCCAGGGCGACCCGUCGCAGCUGGCCCUCACAGCAGCAGUGGCGGAGUUCAAGGGGCCGGUGAUCCACGGUGUAGUGCGGUUCGCCCAGGUGAGCAUGGAGGAGGUGCGGGUGGAAGCGCAGUUUGACGGCCUCUCCCCCUCCACCGCCCAUGCGUGGGCUGUCAACGAGUAUGGAGACCUCACGCGCGGCGCUGACAGCACCGGCAGGUGCCAUCCAGGGGAGGCGCCAUCUGCUGCUGUUGCUGCUGAUGGGCCUGCAGGCGAUCUGGGAGUUCUGAACACGGACGACAAGGGUCAUGCCUCCUAUGCAGCACCCAGCACGCGCCUCAAGGUGUGGGACCUCAUAGGCCGGGCCGUGGCGGUGUAUGACGGGGCUGACAGGAGCAGCAGCAAGGGGCUGGCAGCAGCGGUGAUCGCGCGCAGUGCAGGAGUGGGGCAGAACUACAAGUCGCUGUGCUCCUGUGAUGGCACCAUCAUCUGGGAGGCCACUCCCAGCGACUAUGUGCAGCAGAAGUAG
Closterium sp. NIES-65 is the source of this 2325-nucleotide messenger RNA. NCBI's taxonomy places the organism in Eukaryota, Viridiplantae, Streptophyta, Zygnematophyceae, Desmidiales, Closteriaceae. The record is from the annotation of a GenBank genome assembly.